AUGAGAAUCUUCGCGGCGGACGGAAAUGUACAAGUCAAAUUCUUAGCCCUCCAUUUUUUUCUCCUCCUAUCCUUCAAAGCCAAAGCCAAAUGCAAAACUGGCUGCAACGCCUUGGCCUCAUACUAUGUGUGGGAAGGUUCAAAACUCACUUACAUUAGGCACAUAUUUGGCCAACAAACUCAAGAAAUUCUCAAGUACAACCAUGGAGUCGCGCCCGACAAAGACCUCGUCGUCGGUACGCGACUCAGCGUACCCUUUUCGUGUGACUGCUUAAAUGGUGACUUUCUAGGGCACACCUUCGAGUACACAACGCAGCAUGGUGAUACCUACAAGAAAAUUGCUGAGUCUGCUUAUGCUAAUCUCACCACAGUGGAAUGGCUGCAAAGGAUGAAUUUUUAUGCGGUAACUCAGAUUCCGGAUGAAGUUCCAAUCAAUGUAACAGUGAACUGCUCUUGUGGCAAUAAACAUGUGUCCAAGGAUUAUGGUUUUUUCGAGACGUACCCUCUCCGCUCCGGCGAGGACUUGUCGUCCCUGGCUUCCGAGACCGGUGUCCCGGCACCGUUGCUGAAGAUGUACAACCAAGGGUCCGGCUUUAGUUCUGGGAAUGGCUUAGUCUUUGUGCCGGCAAGAGAUCAAAAUGGGAGUUUCCCACCGUUGAAGUUGAGUGCAGCUGGUAUCACGGGUGGAGCAAUCGCUGGCAUAUGUGUCGCGGGCGCUUCUGCAGCUCUUACUUUGGCACUUCUUUUGUAUAUUUGGCAUUAUAGAAAGAAGGUGGUUGAGGAGGCACCAUCUCUUUCUGCAGCUUCUCUUGAAGACCGGUAUAUUCAACGUGCACAUGUAAUUGGUAGUUUUUGUCCUGCGGUUUUAGUUUCUGGACAUACUUCAGAGAAAACUUUGGAUUCGUUUGCUCUAGUUGGUGCUUCUUCUCCUGGCCUUAUAGGCAUAACCGUGGACAAAUCAGUGGAGUUUUCAUAUGAAGAACUUGCUAAGGCGACUAGCAACUUCAACAUUUCUAAUAAGAUUGGCCAAGGCGGAUUUGGAUCUGUUUACUACGCAGAACUUAGAGGCGAGAAAGCAGCGAUCAAAAGGAUGGAUAUGCAAGCAACAAAAGAGUUCCUGGCUGAACUGAAAGUUUUAACACACGUUCAUCACUUGAACCUGGUGCGGUUGAUUGGAUAUUGUGUCGAGGACUCUUUAUUUCUGGUCUACGAGUACAUUGAGAAUGGUAACUUGAGCCAACAUUUGCGUGGCUCUUCAGGUCUAGAUCCAUUGCCGUGGUCAACAAGGAUGCAAAUAGCCUUGGAUUCAGCUCGAGGACUCGAAUACAUCCAUGAACAUACAGUUCCAGUCUACAUUCACCGUGACAUCAAGUCCGCGAACAUCUUAAUAGACAAAAACUUUCGUGCUAAGGUUGCUGAUUUCGGGCUCACAAAACUGUCUGAAUAUGGAAGUGCUUCAUUGCAGACUCGUCUUGUAGGCACAUUCGGAUACAUGGCUCCAGAGUAUGCUCAAUACGGCGAUCUUUCUCCAAAGAUAGAUGUUUACGCCUUUGGUGUCGUUCUUUUUGAACUAAUAUCUGCUAAAGAAGCUGUUGUCAGGACAAAUGAAUAUGUUGCUGAAUCAAAGGGACUGGUUGAUUUGUUCGAAAAUGUUAGUAAUCGGUCUGAUCCCAGAGAAGAUCUUGGUAAACUUGUCGACCCCAGACUCGGCGAUGAUUGUCCUCUUGACUCAAUCUGUAAGAUGGCACAACUUGCCCAAGCUUGCACACAAGAAAACCCUCAACUGAGGCCGAGCAUGAGAUCGAUUGUGGUUGCGUUGAUGACACUUACAUCGUCGAACGAGGACUGGGAUGUCGGUUCAAUUUAUGACAAUGAAGCUGAUCUAGUCAAUCUAAUGUCAGGGAGGUAGUACAUAGAACAUCACGCUUGAUAGACAUGCCUAGACAAGGUGACUUCAGAAGAACAAAAGUCCUAAUUCUUCUUCUUUCGGAUUGCCAAGCAUCUGCAGUAUCUGUAAAUAAGCAUUCGCACCAGAUGAUUUCAUCUCUUGUUUUGUAUAAUGGGGGUGCAAUAUUCAGACUCCUAGCUGCAGAAUAACAUCGAAAAACGGCAUUGUAUAGUACUUCAUAUAAAUGUCAACAUUUUGCUUCGA
Molecule: messenger RNA, 2151 nt
Organism: Pyrus x bretschneideri (Chinese white pear)
Lineage: Eukaryota; Viridiplantae; Streptophyta; Magnoliopsida; Rosales; Rosaceae
Product: lysM domain receptor-like kinase 3
Exons: 12
Coding region: 1-1908 (635 amino acids)
Biological process (GO): innate immune response; protein phosphorylation
Molecular function (GO): ATP binding; transmembrane receptor protein kinase activity
Source: RefSeq, a predicted model, not a curated record